Pongo pygmaeus (Bornean orangutan) is the source of this 6199-nucleotide messenger RNA. RefSeq names its product multiple EGF like domains 10 (gene MEGF10). Gene Ontology annotation, molecular function: protein binding. Gene Ontology annotation, cellular component: membrane. The transcript has 25 exons. NCBI's taxonomy places the organism in Eukaryota, Metazoa, Chordata, Mammalia, Primates, Hominidae. Bases 788 to 4210 code for a protein of 1140 amino acids. The record is from RefSeq and is a predicted model, not a curated record.
UUCUCUGGCACGGCUUAAUCACCAUCCUUUCUGGGUCCCACUUUUGCGCUUUCUCCCCUGACACCACUGAGGACCCGCCGUCCACUCCAGUUGGCUGCUCGGGCGCCGGCCACCGUCCCACAAAUCUUUACAGAGGGUCUAGAACACCUCCCAGGGAUUCUGACGAGGGACUCGCACCCAACGGGGGUUGGGAAUCCGGCGGGCACCCACUCUGACACCCCUUCGGUCACCCCUGCGGUGACCCCAACAUUUGCUAACUUCGCGACCAGGCCUUUGGCGGGGUCACCCACCAGGCGGUGGAAGCCGCUCAGGCAGGGGCGAUUCACGAUCGAGGUGCAGCAGUGAGGCCGGGAAGAUCCUGCGUGUUGCGCUAGGGACUGCGCGGGGCGCCAAGCGACAACCCCCCAACGGCCACUGCCCCGGCAGCAGCAGCUGCAGCAGCGGCAACUGCUCGAAUCCCGGCUCGGGUUACCCCCCCCCCCACCUCCCCCCCCAGCAUCUCGGGCCAGACAGAGAAAACCUUAUUCAAGUUUGCAGCAAGUACUUUCCCGGUUCGCAAAACUGGGCGACUGGGAACGCGUUGAGACGUUCCUCUUUCCCGCGUCUCCACCUUUACCCCUGAAAGAAGACUCCCAAAGAUCGCUUUCCUCUGGGACGCUGCUUGGACGCUAACCGCGUUGAUUGGAACAGAUUUUGUGUCUUGGCUGGCUUUGGGUGAAGCCAAGGGGAGAAAAGGUUGCGCUGCGAUUCUCAAGAUCUCUGGACCUGGGUUGUUCUUCAGAAAAAAAUGAUUAUUUCUUUGAACUCAUGCCUGAGCUUUGUUUGUUUAUUGUUAUGCCACUGGAUUGGGACAGCAUCACCUCUGAAUCUCGAAGACCCUAAUGUGUGUAGCCACUGGGAAAGCUACUCAGUGACUGUGCAAGAGUCAUAUCCACAUCCCUUUGAUCAAAUUUACUACACGAGCUGCACUGACAUUCUAAACUGGUUUAAAUGCACGCGGCACAGAGUCAGCUAUCGGACAGCCUAUCGACAUGGGGAGAAGACUAUGUAUAGGCGCAAGUCUCAGUGUUGUCCUGGAUUUUAUGAAAGUGGGGAAAUGUGUGUCCCCCACUGUGCUGAUAAAUGUGUCCAUGGUCGCUGUAUUGCUCCAAACACCUGUCAGUGUGAGCCUGGCUGGGGAGGGACCAACUGCUCCAGUGCCUGCGAUGGUGAUCACUGGGGUCCCCACUGCACCAGCCGGUGCCAGUGCAAAAAUGGGGCUCUGUGCAACCCCAUCACCGGGGCUUGCCACUGUGCUGCGGGCUUCCGGGGCUGGCGCUGCGAGGACCGCUGUGAGCAGGGCACCUAUGGUAACGACUGUCAUCAGAGAUGCCAGUGCCAGAAUGGAGCCACCUGCGACCACGUCACGGGAGAAUGCCGUUGCCCACCAGGAUACACCGGAGCCUUCUGUGAGGAUCUUUGUCCUCCUGGUAAACAUGGUCCACAGUGUGAGCAGAGAUGCCCUUGUCAAAAUGGAGGAGUGUGUCAUCAUGUCACUGGAGAGUGCUCUUGCCCUUCUGGCUGGAUGGGCACAGUGUGUGGUCAGCCUUGCCCCGAGGGUCGCUUUGGAAAGAACUGUUCCCAAGAAUGCCAGUGCCAUAAUGGAGGGACGUGUGAUGCUGCCACAGGCCAAUGUCAUUGCAGUCCAGGAUACACAGGGGAACGGUGCCAGGAUGAGUGUCCUGUUGGGACCUAUGGCGUUCUCUGUGCUGAGACCUGCCAGUGUGUCAAUGGAGGGAAGUGUUACCACGUGAGCGGCGCAUGCCUCUGCGAAGCAGGCUUUGCUGGCGAGCGCUGCGAAGCGCGCCUGUGUCCUGAGGGGCUCUACGGCAUCAAAUGUGACAAACGGUGUCCCUGCCACUUGGACAACACUCAUAGCUGUCACCCCAUGUCUGGAGAGUGUGCCUGCAAGCCGGGCUGGUCAGGACUCUACUGUAAUGAGACAUGUUCUCCUGGAUUCUACGGGAAAGCUUGCCAGCAGAUCUGCAGCUGCCAAAAUGGGGCAGACUGUGACAGUGUGACUGGAAAGUGCACCUGUGCCCCAGGAUUCAAAGGAAUUGACUGCUCUACCCCAUGCCCUCUGGGAACCUAUGGGAUAAACUGUUCCUCUCGCUGUGGCUGUAAAAAUGAUGCAGUCUGCUCUCCUGUGGAUGGGUCUUGUACUUGCAAGGCAGGCUGGCACGGGGUGGACUGCUCCAUCAGAUGUCCCAGUGGCACAUGGGGCUUUGGCUGUAACUUAACAUGCCAGUGCCUCAAUGGGGGAGCCUGCAACACCCUGGACGGGACCUGCACGUGUGCACCUGGAUGGCGCGGGGAGAAAUGCGAACUUCCCUGCCAGGAUGGCACGUAUGGGCUGAACUGUGCUGAGCGCUGCGACUGCAGCCACGCAGAUGGCUGCCACCCUACCACGGGCCAUUGCCGCUGCCUCCCCGGAUGGUCAGGUGUCCACUGUGACAGCGUGUGUGCUGAGGGACGCUGGGGCCCCAACUGCUCCCUGCCCUGCUACUGUAAAAAUGGGGCUUCGUGCUCCCCCGAUGAUGGCAUCUGCGAGUGUGCACCAGGCUUCCGAGGCACCACUUGUCAGAGGAUCUGCUCCCCUGGUUUUUAUGGGCAUCGCUGCAGCCAGACAUGCCCACAGUGCGUUCACAGUAGCGGGCCCUGCCACCACAUCACCGGCCUGUGUGACUGCUUGCCUGGCUUCACAGGCGCCCUCUGCAAUGAAGUGUGUCCCAGUGGCAGAUUUGGGAAAAACUGUGCAGGAAUUUGUACCUGCACCAACAACGGAACCUGUAACCCCAUUGACAGAUCUUGUCAGUGUUACCCCGGUUGGAUCGGCAGUGACUGCUCUCAACCAUGUCCACCUGCCCACUGGGGCCCAAACUGCAUCCACACGUGCAACUGCCACAAUGGAGCUUUCUGCAGCGCCUACGAUGGGGAAUGUAAAUGCACUCCUGGCUGGACAGGGCUCUACUGCACUCAGAGAUGUCCUCUAGGGUUUUAUGGAAAAGAUUGUGCACUGAUAUGCCAAUGUCAAAACGGAGCUGACUGCGACCACAUCUCCGGGCAGUGUACUUGCCGCACUGGAUUCAUGGGACGGCACUGUGAGCAGAAGUGCCCUGCAGGAACAUAUGGCUAUGGCUGUCGCCAGAUAUGUGACUGUCUGAACAACUCCACCUGCGACCACAUCACCGGGACCUGUUACUGCAGCCCCGGAUGGAAGGGAGCGAGAUGUGAUCAAGCUGGUGUUAUCAUAGUUGGAAAUCUGAACAGCUUAAGCCGAACCAGUACUGCUCUCCCUGCUGAUUCCUACCAGAUCGGGGCCAUUGCGGGCAUCAUCAUUCUUGUCCUAGUUGUUCUCUUCCUACUGGCAUUGUUCAUUAUUUAUAGACACAAGCAGAAGGGAAAGGAAUCAAGCAUGCCAGCAGUUACCUACACCCCUGCUAUGAGGGUCAUUAAUGCAGAUUAUACCAUUUCAGGAACCCUUCCUCACAGCAAUGGUGGAAAUGCUAAUAGCCACUACUUCACCAAUCCAAGUUACCACACGCUCACCCAGUGUGCCACAUCCCCUCAUGUCAACAACAGGGACAGGAUGACCUCCACGAAGUCGAAAAACAAUCAACUGUUUGUGAAUCUUAAAAAUGUGAACCCUGGGAAGAGAGGCCCUGUCGGGGACUGCAUUGGGACAUUACCUGCUGACUGGAAACAUGGCAGCUACCUCAACGAGCUUGGUGCUUUUGGACUUGACAGAAGCUAUAUGGGAAAAUCCUUAAAAGACCUGGGAAAGAAUUCUGAAUAUAAUUCAAGUAACUGCUCCCUAAGCAGUUCUGAGAACCCAUAUGCCACUAUUAAAGACCCACCUGUACUUAUCCCUAAAAGCUCAGAGUGUGGUUAUGUGGAGAUGAAAUCGCCGGCACGAAGAGAUUCCCCAUAUGCAGAGAUCAAUAACUCAACUUCAGCCAACAAGAAUGUCUAUGAAGUUGAACCUACAGUGAGUGUUGUCCAAGGAGUGUUCAGCAAUAAUGGGCAUCUCUCCCAGGAUCCAUACGACCUACCAAAGAACAGUCACAUCCCUUGUCAUUAUGACUUGCUGCCAGUGCGAGACAGUUCAUCCUCCCCCAAGCAAGAGGACAGUGGCGGUAGCAGCAGCAACAGCAGCAGCAGCAGUGAAUGACACCAAAGGACCGCUUGGUAGCCGCUGGAACCCUUUCCAGAACUGCUGUUUGGUUCUUCUCCAUCCUCAAUUUUGCCACUUUCAUGUGAAUGUUAGUCAACUCGGUAGGCGAUUGUUGGACAUGAACCAGAAAGCUGAAAGCUGAGGCUGCAAUUGUUGGAUAUGAACCAGAAAGCUCAAAGCUGAGGCUGACACGGACUAUAGGUGCUUUUUGUUCAGGUGGAUUCGAAGGAGUUAGAGAUGUGAUUUGCCAUUGCUGUUAGUUUUAGAACUAUACCCAUGAAGCAUGACUUAUUGUAAGAUGUUGGCUGAAAGCAUGAACUUGCAGAACUCCCUCGGAGAUGCAGGUUACAGUGGACAUUGGCAUUGUUGCUUGAAAACUUAAAAUUUAAAUAUUUUCUUUCUCAUUUGCAUCAUACAGCUGUACCUAGGAUUGUACAGUUUACCGUAAAAUUUACUUCAUGAAAGUGGGAAUCACUGAACAUGUAGAAGAAAAGGAACAUAUUGUUAAGUCCUUAUUCUUAACUUUAUUCAACUGGACUCAGAAUUGUAGGGAUAAUAUGAAUGCAGGAGGAAACAUUCUGUCGGGUGGUAUAAAUGGAUAGACUUUGAAUAUACUCUAAAAGUGGACAGAAAAUUUAAAUGCGAAAAUCUUAGAUUUUGUUUAGAAUGAGAAAAUAUACAAUUAGAAUUAUUUUAGAAAUAGUAGGAAGUAUUGCAGAAGUCAAUACAGAAAUGUGCCAGGCAGAGGUGGUUUUCUCUGUUUGACCUUCAACCAACUUCAGAUCUAUGACAUUAUUCUGAUCACUGGCUCCAUCAUACAUAUUCACCACUUGAGAUUCAUAACAUAUCAAUAGUUAUUUCAUAAAUAUAGAAAUGAAAUAAUUUUAUUUUUGACAGACUGGAUGGAAUGAGUAUGUAAUGAUUGAUAAAGGUUGUAAAUUUUAAGUGCAAGAUGAUGCUUACGUUUUGUAAACCAUUAGUAAUACAUUCUGUAAUAUAGAAUUAGCGGAACAUUUUGAUUAAUCUUUCCCUAGAAGUGACUGAAAUAUUUUUGUGCAUAUUUGAGAAAGGGCACUUUCCUUUUAUUAAUUGUCAAUUUAGAGAAACUAUGCUUAAGCUGGUCUUUUGCAUUGCUAAUGUGACAUGUACCCAACUUUUCAUUAAUUUGUAUUUCCAUUUUUAAGUUGCAUAUUCUAUGUUUUGUAGUGUUUGGAUUGUUAAUGAAAAAUUAUUAUAUGUUCAUUUUUCCUUGUAUUAUUGCCGCUUAUCUUUUGCUUGAUAAAAAUGCAUUGUUCUUUUUUCUUUUGGAGGGACAAGAUGAAAAUAUAUAAUUUGAAUUGAUUAAAAUUGGUCGUUACUAAAAUAGUAUAGUAACCACAAGUGAUUGGCUUAUGAUUGAAAUAGAGAUGCUUUUUAAUAUUCCAAAAUAGAGUUCCUUUUGAUCUGUUGGUUCUGAGCCCUGGUUAAACCAGGGAGAAGGGGAGCAGAAAGGAAAUGUUGUUACUGAUGAGUACCACAGACUCAUCUUAAAAAAAACUCUCAUUAUGGUGAUCAUAGAAUUGACCAUCCAAACUGGGACACUCUUGAGAGUAAAUGGAGGGCAUUAUUAAUAAUUAUCUUGUAAUGAACUUAAAUCUGGACUGUUCCAGGCAAACCAGACUUAUCUUGCAAUAUAAGAAUGCUGACACGAUGCAAGAAAGCCAGUUUCCCUUUCGUUGAUCUACUUGACCAAGCAAAGGGGCUGAAAAACUUAAUAAGGAAACAACUUUAUAAGAGAAACAGUGGUCUUCAAUCUUUUAAAGACAUGAAAUCCUAUAUGGCAUUCUGUCUCAGUGAGUCAGUUAACAAAUAUGUGUGUGCAACCCUUCUGCUAGUAGUGCACAUAAGUGAUUGUCCCUGCCAGGUAUCGAGUUGGAAUAUCCAGUUAUUUCAUGUCACACAUCGGCACGUAUGAUGGUGGUUUGAUCAGAUGGAUAAUACAGCAGA